Molecule: messenger RNA, 3173 nt
Organism: Suillus fuscotomentosus
Lineage: Eukaryota; Fungi; Basidiomycota; Agaricomycetes; Boletales; Suillaceae
Product: Phosphatidylinositolglycan class N-domain-containing protein
Exons: 18
Coding region: 120-3002 (960 amino acids)
Biological process (GO): GPI anchor biosynthetic process
Cellular component (GO): endoplasmic reticulum membrane
Molecular function (GO): mannose-ethanolamine phosphotransferase activity
Source: RefSeq, a predicted model, not a curated record
CACAUCACGUAACAUACACUGCUCGCUUGGUGCCCGCAUCUUGAAAAGGCAUAUUAUUCACACACUUUGCAAGUCAACGGCCCGAGCUGCAGAUCCGUGGCUUCUGUUCAAGCAUACAAAUGACAGUGUCAUCACAUAGAAAUGUUCUCAAGUUGCUAACACUGGGACUCAUCUUCCACGUCGUAUUCAUUGCUUCUGUUUUUGACUGCUACUUCACUAGCCCAGUUGUCCACGGCAUGCUUCCUCGCAGAGCUGGCUCUGGGGAAGCAAAACGGGUCGUUCUCAUUGUGGGAGACGGUCUACGCGCAGACCUUCUAUUUGGUGUGAACGCGUUCUCUUUUAUUCCUUCCUCACCAAAGAUUGUAGCGCCUUAUUUGCGUGAUAUUAUUCAAACACGAGGGGCGUUUGGAUUGUCGCACACUCGAGUACCAACGGAAAGUCGACCUGGGCAUGUCGCAAUCAUCGGGGGAAUGUAUGAGGAUGUCUCUGCUGUGACCAAGGGCUGGAAAACGAAUCCAGUUCACUUUGACUCCAUCUUCAAUCAAUCUAGUCACACCUUCUCCUUCGGUUCCCCAGACAUAUUACCAAUGUUUUCCCAAGGCGCAACUCCCGGAAAAGUUGACACUUGGAGCUACGAUGAGGAGGACGAAGACUUUACGAAAGAUGCCACCGCUCUAGAUACCUGGGUUUUGGACCAACUUCAGACGUUAUUUCAGAACGCAUCAUCGAACGACUUGCUUGAUUCAGAAUUACGUGCUGACAAGGUGGUAUUCUUUCUGCACCUCCUUGGUCUGGAUACCACUGGUCACUCAUAUAGGCCACACUCCAAGGAAUACAUGAACAAUAUCCAAGUCGUCGAUCGCAUCGUCCAACAAACAGAAGAACUUUUCUCCGACUUCUACCACGACGAAGAGACAAGCUUCGUAUUUACAGCUGACCACGGCAUGUCUAAGAUCGGCAACCAUGGUGAUGGCGACCCGGACAACACGCGUACCCCACUAAUUGCAUGGGGGCGAGGCAUUAGGGGCCCAAUGCCUGACAUCAUUCCUUCUUCGCACGAUGAGUACUCUCGGCUCUGGCAACUUGACGACUUCUUGCGACGAGACGUGGAACAAGCGGAUAUUGCACCCCUGAUGGCUGCGCUGCUUGGUAUUAACUACCCUGUAAAUUCAGUAGGAAUUCUCCCUGAUGCAGACCCUACGCGACCUGGCUACUUACUACCGCGAGAAGGAGAGUCAGCCUUGGCCCAGCUUGCAUUGGCAAAUGCAGAAAGUAUUUUAGAACACUACCGAGUCAAACACGGUGCGUCCCAAAUGCGCCAUCUGGCUUCUCUGUCCAUAACUAGCUGGCUGGUAGAAUCGAAGGCCGUACAAACCAUUCUAUACAAAGCUUUCGAGCCUUUAGAAGAAGUCACUCAAGACGGGAAGCCUUCAAGAGUAUCCUGGUUGUCCAAAAUAGAACGUUUGAUCAGUGAUGGAGGAUGGUUCGAAGCCCGUCGAGAGACAGCUGAACUCAUCAAGGUCACUCUACAAGGUCUUCGAUAUCUCGAAACCUAUAACCGAGUACUUAUACGGACCAUCGUCGUAAUAGCAUAUCUGGGAUGGUCUGCUUAUGCAUCGUUGUCAAUUUUUCCCCCACCAGCUCCCUUGGUUUCAGACAGGCAGCGUACCGUGGUCAUACUUGCCACCACAACCAUACUAGCAACAUUUUGGGCACUGUUUGCUGCAGAGAGAGCUCCAUGGACGUUUUAUGUCUAUGUGACUUUCCCCUGCUACUUCUGGCAGCAAUUCGCACUGCGUGGAGUUCCAAUUGUUGUACAACAAUUCAAGUCGAAGGACAGACGCGGACCUUUUGUAAUUAGAGUGUUGCUUCACUUGGUUAUUGUGGUGGUUGUGCUCCAGUGUAUGGUCGCUGCCUACACUCAUCGGUCGCUGUGGAGCAUUGGUUUUGUGGUUAUGGGUAUUUUAUGGCCGUAUGCAUCAUGGCCAAGUCACGUUCGGUCGCAACACCCGAGACUCUUACUUUCCUGGAUGAGUAGCUGUCUUGUAACUAGCAUAUUCCCCCUACUCAGCGUUAACAAGAGAGAGGAUUUGUACAUGAUCAUGUGCGGAGGGGCAAUGAUUAUUAUAGUUGCCGCAGGUUGUACGCGUUUGGCGUUGAACGGUGCUCCGAAAGCCGCAAAACUAUCUGAGAUCACCCAGGUGUUGUUUAUCUUGCUCGCCAUGACCAUUACUGCAAGCUCAGUGAAGAGUUUACAAGCAAAGCAGGGAUUGUCCAUCAUUAACCAAUCUUCAGCAUGGCUCAUACUCGCUGUAUCGUCGGCAUUCCCAUUCAUCUCUAAAGCACAGCACAGCACUCCAACCUCAAGAAUCAUAUCGCUUUUCCUGGGCUUCGGCGUCUGUUUCGUCAUUCUUUCGAUCAGUGUUGAAGGCCUAUUCUAUGCCGCUUUCACAUGCAAUUUACUCUUGUGGAUAGAAGUCGAAACGAUCGUCCAGUCAACUCGAGCUAGGGCCGCUUCGCAGAAUCAAGGAUACGAGUUUCACACUGACCAUAUCAGAAUAGCACUCUUUUUCUUGUUUUUCGUUCAGGUGGCUUUCUUUGGAACCGGCAACGUUGCUUCAAUUUCAUCGUUCUACUUGGAACCUGUGUACCGUCUGGUGCCAAUUUUUAAUCCAUUCUUGAUGGCAGCGUUACUGAUAUUCAAAAUUGUCGCUCCAUAUGUGAUCUUAUCAGCUGUUUUUGCCACUUUAAAUGCAAGACUCCACCUACCACCCUUCUCGCUAUUCCUCGUGGCUCUGACACUCACUGAUGGAAUGACAAUGACGUUUUUCUUGAACGUCACGGAUACCGGAUCAUGGUUGGAGAUUGGGCAAUCGAUUAGCUUCUUUUGCAUAACUUCUCUAUUAUUGGUUUGGUCAGCUGGUAUCUGCACCGCUGGGGAGUACCUCAUGGUAGACACAUUGGUGUCCCAUAGGUCUACGGACAGUCACAAGCUAGAAUGAGGAUGCACUUGACCCACUGCUCGUAAAAUAGUGACACGCGAUUAACUAUUUACGACCACAGAACAAAUGUGUGUUUUCGGGAUUAGGGACGGGUAAAUGCUGGGCACUAUUAGUAUUUGAGAGGAUCACAGACAGUCACUCUACAGCCCAGGUUAUAUGCCGACGAAGACA